AUGGUCAUUUAUCCUUCUCUUGUUGAUGUCAACUCCUAUGCUCUUGCAACCGUUCCACUGGACACUGUCUACAUUGCUAAAAGUUCUCUUCCGAACGCUGGCCUAGAAGCAUUUGCUGCUCGUCCCAUCGCACGGCUCAGUUGUUUUGGUCCUUACGGUGGCUAUAAGCACAACAAUGGCCUCAUUCAAGAAGCAAGUGGCUAUGCUUGGAGAGUACGAGAUGAGUCGGGUGAUAUAAUGUAUUAUAUCGAUGGAUCUGAGCCCAACAACUCGAAUUGGCUUCGAUUUGUUAAUUGUCCAAACACUUUUAGUCAACAAAAUCUCAUUGCAUUCGUGCGUAAGAUGACAUUCGUACAUAGUUUUUGGUGAAACUACUUAUAUAACGGUGUUUGUAUAGAUCAUGGUAACAUUUUCUACAUAGCAACUCGAAAUAUCGAUGUUGGAGAGGAACUUCUGGUUUACUAUGGGGAUAAUUAUGCCACCAAGCUUGGUAUUGAUACGAUGGAAUUUCCUUAGGUUUUAUGUCAGACUCUGGCGCAGUCGGACAACUCCAUAAAAUUUUAUACUCACUGGAACCAAAAGGACUAGUAUUCUGAGCCAUAUUUUUGCUUACAAGAUGAAAGUAUUGUUUUCGCUCUUCUCAAAGUAAGAUGUGAAUGUGGUUGUGGUAAUGUUAAAGUGUACAUAAAUCAAUGAAGAGACACAUCGACCUAUCUCUUGAGGAAAAGACAAAUCAGUCUGUCAAUCUCACCUCUUGCUUUUCAACAAUCGACCUAGGCAUGACAUCAAACUGUAAGAGAAUAAUAAUGAAUGAAUAUGCUUUGAUUAAAACUAUAAAAAAAUAAAUGCAGAGUUAAUUUUGUCGAAGCGUUUCCUAUUAUGUAUUAAAAUAUUGAAAUAUUUAUUAGGGCUCUGCACUAAAAGAAAAAGUAUAAAUAAAAAACAAAAAGCAAACAAACAACAAAAAAUGGGAAAAGGAAGUUGAAGAGCCAAGAGGCUGAAUUACUAAUAGCUUGUUGGUAAGGGUGUGGGUGUAUCGGGGAAACUACAAACGGCGGACCUUGAUACUCAAACCCACAUCGGUUAUUCAGCAUCUUCUAUAUUUCUGUCACCAAUAUCUUCUGGGCCUUCUAUACUACCGACAUCUCCUACUCUUCCUAGAGUACGUAGUCCUGCUAUAUCCUUGUAUCUCACUGAUCUUCUACCCUAGUACUUAACCGAGUUUCCAGAAUAUCCAAAGGUGUGAGUAGGAUGUUGGCGUGGGUGUGGGGUGUGGUGCAUGGAUGUGAGUGAGUGAUGGUGUGGGUGUGG
This is a messenger RNA of Rotaria sordida, 1311 nucleotides long. NCBI's taxonomy places the organism in Eukaryota, Metazoa, Rotifera, Eurotatoria, Philodinida, Philodinidae. The record is from the annotation of a GenBank genome assembly.